Sturnus vulgaris (Common starling) is the source of this 2396-nucleotide messenger RNA. The record is from RefSeq and is a predicted model, not a curated record. NCBI's taxonomy places the organism in Eukaryota, Metazoa, Chordata, Aves, Passeriformes, Sturnidae.
AUGUCCCUGAAAAUCUCUUCCAAAGAGAUCUUUUUCUUUUUUUUUUUUUUUUUCUCAGGUAGUGGCUCCAAUCCUUUCCAGCACCUGGAGAAGAGUGCUGUGCUUCAGGAGGCAAGGCUCUUCAAUGAGACCCCAAUAAACCCACGGAGAUGCCUUCACAUCCUUACCAAGAUCCUGUACCUGCUGAACCAGGGUGAACACUUUGGAACCACAGAAGCCACAGAAGCUUUUUUUGCCAUGACCAGGUUGUUUCAGUCUAAUGAUCAAACCCUCAGAAGAAUGUGUUACCUCACAAUCAAAGAGAUGGCCAAUAUCUCUGAGGACGUCAUCAUUGUCACCAGCAGUUUGACCAAAGACAUGACAGGCAAGGAGGAUGUCUAUCGAGGCCCUGCCAUCCGAGCUCUGUGCAGGAUCACUGAUGGUACAAUGCUCCAGGCCAUUGAGAGGUACAUGAAACAGGCCAUUGUGGACAAAGUCCCCAGCGUGUCCAGCUCUGCUCUGGUGUCUUCCUUGCACAUGAUGAAGAUCAGCUAUGAUGUGGUCAAAAGGUGGAUUAAUGAAGCUCAGGAAGCAGCUUCCAGUGACAACAUCAUGGUCCAGUAUCAUGCUUUGGGGCUACUCUAUCACCUUAGGAAAAACGAUCGUCUGGCUGUCUCCAAGAUGUUGAAUAAAUUCACCAAAUCCGGCCUGAAAUCUCAAUUUGCCUACUGCAUGUUGAUCAGGAUUGCCAGCAAACUCCUCAAGGAAUCUGAAGAGGGCCAUGAAAGCCCCCUGUUUGACUUCAUUGAGAGCUGCCUGAGGAACAAGCACGAGAUGGUGAUUUAUGAGGCUGCCUCUGCCAUCAUCCACCUGCCCAACUGCACUGCCAGGGAGCUGGCACCUGCUGUGUCAGUGUUGCAGCUUUUCUGCAGUUCUCCCAAACCCGUCCUGCGUUACGCGGCCGUCCGGACCCUCAAUAAAGUAGCCAUGAAACAUCCAUCUGCAGUCACUGCCUGUAACCUGGACCUAGAAAACCUCAUCACAGACUCCAACAGGAGCAUUGCCACCCUGGCCAUCACCACGCUGCUGAAGACAGGCAGUGAGAGCAGCGUGGACAGGCUCAUGAAACAAAUCUCCUCCUUCGUGUCAGAGAUCUCAGAUGAGUUUAAGGUUGUGGUGGUGCAGGCCAUCAGUGCCCUGUGCCAGAAGUACCCUCGGAAGCACAGUGUGAUGAUGACCUUCCUCUCCAACAUGCUCAGGGAUGAUGGUGGCUUUGAAUACAAGCGAGCCAUUGUGGAUUGCAUCAUCAGCAUCAUCGAGGAGAACCCUGAGAGCAAAGAAUCAGGUUUAGCUCACCUGUGUGAGUUCAUUGAGGACUGUGAACACACCGUGCUGGCCACCAAAAUCCUGCACCUGCUGGGCAAGGAGGGUCCCAGGACCCCCAACCCCUCCAAGUACAUCCGCUUCAUCUUCAACAGGGUGGUGCUGGAGAACGAGGCUGUGAGGGCUGCUGCUGUCAGUGCUUUGGCCAAGUUUGGGGCACAGAAUGAGAAUUUGCUUCCCAGCAUCCUGGUGCUGCUCCAGAGGUGCAUGAUGGACAGCGACGACGAAGUCCGUGACAGGGCAACGUUCUACCUGAAUGUCCUGCAGCAGAGACAGCUGGCCCUGAAUGCUGCCUACAUCUUUAAUGGGCUGACAGUCUCUGUUCCUGGGAUGGAGAAAGCCCUGCACCAGUAUACACUGGAGCCCUCAGAGAAACCUUUUGACAUGAAAACAGUUCCCCUGGCUACUGCCCCAGUCUUUGAACAGAAAGCAGAGAUUGCUCUGGUGCCCAGCAAACCUGAGAAAGUGGCUCCUUCACGCCAGGAUAUAUUUCAAGAACAACUGGCAGCCAUCCCAGAAUUUAAGGGCCUGGGUCCUUUGUUCAAGUCCUCAGAGCCAGUGCAGCUCACAGAAGCAGAAACAGAAUAUUUUGUUCGCUGCAUCAAACACAUCUUCCCAAACCACAUCGUUUUCCAGUUUGAUUGCACAAACACUUUGAAUGAUCAGCUCCUGGAGAGAGUCACAGUGCAGAUGGAGCCAUCAGAUGCUUAUGAUGUGAUCUGCUGCAUCCCAGCUGCCAGCCUGGCCUACAACCAGCCUGGCAUGUGCUACACCCUGGUCAGGAUCCCCCAGGAUGACCCCACUGCAGUCACCUGUACCUUCAGCUGCACCAUGAAGUUCACAGUGAGGGACUGUGACCCCAACACGGGGGUUCCAGAUGAGGAUGGGUAUGAGGAUGAAUAUGUGGUGAGUCCAGGAUUUCUUCUCUAUUCCCUUAUCACUAAUUUGGGAUAAAUGUGACCAUUGGGUCAAGUUUCCUCUCAAUCCUGCAAUUAAUCAAUCUUACUGAAACAACAAAAUACUGUAAAAUAUCA